AUGUCUGAAAAAUCCGAACAACGCGGAUCUUCGCAGUUUCCGGUACCGAACGGUUUUCGAAACCUGCUCGAAGCGCUGGCUCGAGAAGUACUCCGUUCGCAGCCGACCGACAUUUACGCAUUCUCGUCGAUCUACCUGCAACACCUCGUCAAGUUCCGAGACGAAUAUCACGUGAAUCCGAUCGAUGACAAAGACCUUUACGACCAUUUCAAAACUGCGUUUUUCAAAGAGGUAUGCAGCUUGAACCUGGUGCAAAGUGCGAUGUUAAACAGCAUUUUCGGGGCGAAAAACCAGCCUAAUAUAUCCGGCGGUAGCGGUGGAUUUGGUCCCGGUGACAAAGUUCAGCCGAAAGACGAUUCUUCUCAUGGAUCAGGUGAAGAGAAGAUCAUGCACAUUUCAAAACUGACGCAUCCUGAAGAGAAGACAGCGGAAGUCGGUGCGAAAGGCUCUCAUGACUCGAUGGCGGCAUCGCUGAAGCAACAACACCCUGCGCCGAGUCUGUCCACUGCCGUGGCUGACAAUUCUUCUGCGAACCAUCCUUUGGCGUCGCCCGACGAAGCGGCGGCGCUCAUCCAAGCUGGUGUGAGGGGCUUUCUAACUCGAAAGCACUUGGAAGAAGAGGGUGUGCACAUUUCACGACCGAAAAGCCCAAAUCUGACCAACUCUUCGCAUUCGAACCACAAAACCGACGGACCCAACGGUCAGCAGCCCGCGGCUUUCACGGAUAAAAUCGGCGCCAUUGGUAACCACCAUAUCGCGUCUGAGAAACUUUCAGCCAACGUCGGUCAGCAGCCAGCUACCGAGUAA
This is a messenger RNA of Soboliphyme baturini, 807 nucleotides long. NCBI's taxonomy places the organism in Eukaryota, Metazoa, Nematoda, Enoplea, Dioctophymatida, Soboliphymatidae. The record is from the annotation of a GenBank genome assembly.